Molecule: messenger RNA, 1184 nt
Organism: Clupea harengus (Atlantic herring)
Lineage: Eukaryota; Metazoa; Chordata; Actinopteri; Clupeiformes; Clupeidae
Molecular function (GO): protein binding
Source: RefSeq, a predicted model, not a curated record
CAGAGCUUAACACAGGCACCGGUACCCCAGAGGGACAGCGGAGAGAGACAGAAACUCUGUCUGAUCGCACCAGCGUCGGCCACUGUCAUAAUGAUGGAGCAGAUCUCAGCUGUUCAGACCUCCUGUCUCUGCGCAGCGACACAGUGUCCUUGGCAAGUGAAGCUGCCAUCUCAAGGAGGAGUGAUGAACAGGAGUGUCUGGAGGAUGAUACUCGGAGUGUCACUGCAUCUUCUGUCACGUCUCUGUUCCAGCGACUCCAGAUGGAUCCGUUAGAAAGGGACUGGCUGCGGUGUGCAGCGUUGGGAGACGCUCCUGCCCUCCGCCAUCUCCUGCUGCAGGACCCAACACUGGCCUCUAGGAAGACAGCGCUCCACUGGGCAGCCAAGCAGGGCCGCCUGGAGACAGUGGACAUGAUGGCCAGGGCCGGCGCCGACGUCAACUUCAGAUCGGGUUAUACGGCGCUCCACUUGGCUGCCCUGCACGGUCACGCCCACAUCGUUCAGCUCCUCAUCGACAACUACGGUGCCAAGGCCAACAUUCGAGACUACCAUGGGAAAAUGGCGGUGCAUUAUUGGACCGGGAGCACUGAUGUCUUCAACAAGCCAGGGUCCCAGUCAGGUGGGAAGUGGUCGAGAGGAAGGCGAGGAGGCCAGCGGUACCCUCAGUUCUCCUCUCUGCUGCUGUCUCGUUCCCGUAGCCAGGGCCUCCUAAACAUGGAGCUGGCCCCCAGCCCUCAGGACUCCCAGCCCCUCUGAAGCUCCUGAAGCACUGAGGCAGCCAGGGCCUCCUAAACAUGGAGCUGGCCCCCAGCCCUCAGGACUCCCAACCCCUCUGAUGCAGCCAGGGCCUCCUAAACAUGGAACUGGCCUCCAGCCCUCAGGACUCCCAGCCCCUCUGAAGCUCCCCACUGAUGCAGCAGCCAGGGCCUCCUAAACAUGGAGCUGGCCCCCAGCCCUCAGGACUCCCAGCCCCACUGGUGCAGCCAGGGCCACCUAAACAUGGAGCUGGUCCCCAACCCCUCUGAAGCUCCUGAAGCACUGAGGCAGCCAGGGCCUCCUAAACAUGGAGCUGGUCCCCAGCCCUCAGGACUCCCAGCCCCUCUGAAGCUCCCCCACUGGACACCGACACUGUAAAAAAUCAUUGCACUCUGUACAAUAGGGCCUGUAUCUGGAAACACUCUGUGU